AUGACUACCAUCCCGGGCUCUUCUUCCUCUCUCUCUCUCUCUCUCUCUCUCCCUCUCUCUCUCUCUCUCUCUCUCUCUCUCCAUUCCCUCUCCCUCUCUCUCUCCGUUCUCUCUCUCUCUCUCCGUUCCCUCUCCCUCUCUCUCCGUUCCCUCUCUCUCUCUCCGUUCCCUCUCUCUCUCUUCGUUCCCUCUCUCUCUCUCUCUCCGUUCCCUCUCUCUCUCUCUCCGUUCCCUCUCUCUCUCUCCGUUCUCUCUCUCUCUCUCUCCGUUCCCUCUCUCUCUCUCCGUUCCCUCUCUCUCUCUCCGUUCCCUCUCUUUCUCUGUUCCCUAGACUACGGAAGGUUUCUGAUCUAG
Closterium sp. Yama58-4 is the source of this 354-nucleotide messenger RNA. Lineage: Eukaryota; Viridiplantae; Streptophyta; Zygnematophyceae; Desmidiales; Closteriaceae. The record is from the annotation of a GenBank genome assembly.